Molecule: messenger RNA, 1898 nt
Organism: Oryzias melastigma (Indian medaka)
Lineage: Eukaryota; Metazoa; Chordata; Actinopteri; Beloniformes; Adrianichthyidae
Gene: anks4b
Product: ankyrin repeat and sterile alpha motif domain containing 4B
Exons: 2
Coding region: 198-1481 (427 amino acids)
Molecular function (GO): protein binding
Source: RefSeq, a predicted model, not a curated record
GGAAGCGACAAUGAUGAGUUGAUGCAGCUGACAGCAGGGAACUGGACUUUGCUUUUGUUUUAUGGCUCUGAGCUGCUUCUACGCCCAGUGAUCACUUUGUUAGCUGGGAUCCGCAGUCGCCGCUGUUCAUCUUGCACUAUAGUCAGAGGACAAAAGCAGAGACACAAACAGACCUCUCUUUUCAGUUCUUUGUGAAGAUGUCUAGGUACCACAAAGCAGCGGCUGACGGUUAUUUGGACCUACUGAAGGAGGCCACGAGGAAAGACCUGAACACUGCCGAUGAAGAUGGCAUGACCCCCACCCUGCUGGCUGCUUUUCACGGACACGUCGACGCUCUUCAGCUCAUAUGCAGCAGAGAAGGAGAUCCCAACAAGAGUGACAUCUGGGGGAACACGCCGCUCCAUCAUGCAGCCUCAAACAACCACAUGCACAUCGUCAGCUUCCUGGUCAACUUCGGCGCCAACCUCUUCGCUCUGGAUAAUGACUUCCACACAGCCAUGGACGUGGCGGCGUCUCACGGCCACAUGGAAAUUGUGCGGUUUCUGGAUGGCGCUACUUCAAAGCAGACCAAUCAAAAUUCGAGAAAGGUUGCCAACUUGAAGAAGGAGGCUCAGAAAGAGGCAGAGAGGCGAGUGAAGCUCUGCGAAAAGGUGAAGAAGAAGCAUCAGAGUAAGAUGGAUAAAAUGAACAGAGCAUCAGGCAGUUUUGAUAAUGACAACAUGGGAUCGGCCGAAUCUGCAGAUGGAAACAUGACUGGAGUCAAUGAGCAGUUCUCCAAACUGAUUGCUGCAGAAAAAACCGGGUCCCUUACAGCCAGGGUCAAAGGGACACUGCAGAAGAGGCUCGGAAUGAAAGACAAGGGCACUUUGCAGAAGCCAGGAGAUCAAAAUGUUAUCUACGGCAAACAGGAAAAUGGAGCUCCUGAUAAGCCAGAGUUUCUCGGUGUCUUCAACGAACAGGACGAAGACAUGCUAGAAGAGGAAGGGAUGAAAGAGUUUGAUGAGGACGACGAUGAAGAAUCAGGAAAAGUCCAGCAAUCCAUCUUCAACCGACCUGGCCUCGGAGGUCUGAUUUUCAUGAAGAAGAUGAACAUGGAUGCAGAGGACAUGCCCAGCGGGAACAACGAAAGCCUCGGCUACCUCGUUCAGAAUCAGCUGUUUGAGGGGGAGGAGAACGCCGCCGGUGAUGGGGAGGAUGAUGACGAUGACCUUAAUUGGGAUCAGGACGAUUUGGGACUUGAUGACGAUGAAGACAAGGAGAAUUCUCCUUUGGAAGUGUUCUUGUCUGCCAUCUCCCUGCCACAGUUCACGGUUGCGUUCAGUCGAGAGCAUCUGGACUUGGAAGGGCUUCUGCUUUGCUCUGAUGAUGACCUGAAAAGCAUUCGUAUUCAGUUGGGACCCAGGAAGAAGAUCUUAGAUGCUGUGGCUCGGAGGAGAAAGGCAAUCGAGGGCCCUGGUGUCAUGAAGGACAGCUCCUUAUGAUCUAUGCAUGUGUGUUUGUGUCACUAUACCUGAUACUCUCUUUGAAAGAUACAUUUCACUGACAUGGAAAUAAGUAUUUCAUUUGUUAAGACCUUCAUAAAUUAACAUAGUAAAAAACACACUUGAUUCUCAUGUGGGUUAAUAAUCUAAAAAUGUACAGAUGUUCUUGUUGAAAAUUUGUAAGUGCAUACAUUUAUUAAUCAAAAAUAGGACUUAUGCGGUUUACUUCUUGCAUGUUUUUCUUCUCUUUUUGUGCUUUGACAAUCUUAAAACAUAAUUUAAAAUAAAAAAUGUGUAUCCUAUUUCUGCUUUUAUUCAUUGGGUACAUUUACCCAAAUAAUAUUUCCUUUGAAAUUAUUUUAAACUCUUAACUGUUUUUUUUUUAACUCAAAUAAAAAAGACAAAGAAAUAAACACA